AUGCGCCGGGGGCAGGGGCAGCUGUUGCUCCUGCCGCUGCUGGCUCUCUGCCUCGGAGCCCAGGGCCGGAGCCAGGAGGAGCGUCUGCUCGCAGACUUGAUGCGCAGCUACGACCCCCACCUGCGGCCUGCUGAGCGCGACACCGACGUGGUCAACGUCAGCCUGAAGCUCACCCUCACCAACCUCAUCUCCCUGAACGAGCGAGAGGAGGCCCUCACUACCAACGUCUGGAUAGAGAUGCAGUGGUGUGACUACCGCCUUCGCUGGGACCCUCAAGACUACGAAGGCCUGUGGGUGCUGAGGGUGCCGUCCACCAUGGUGUGGCGGCCAGACGUCGUGCUGGAGAACAACGUGGACGGCGUGUUCGAGGUGGCCCUCUACUGCAACGUGCUCGUGUCUCCUGACGGCUGUGUCUACUGGCUGCCGCCCGCCAUCUUCCGCUCCUCCUGUCCCGUCUCCGUCACCUACUUCCCCUUCGACUGGCAGAACUGCUCCCUCAUCUUCCAGUCCCAGACCUACAGCACCAGCGAGAUCGACCUGCAGCUGAGCCAGGAGGACGGCCGGCCCAUCGAGUGGAUUUUCAUCGACCCCGAGGCCUUCACAGAGAACGGGGAGUGGGCCAUCCGGCACCGGCCGGCCAAGAUGCUGCUGGACGCGGCGGCCCCGGCAGAGGAGGCGGGCCACCAGAAGGUGGUCUUCUACCUGCUCAUCCAGCGCAAGCCCCUCUUCUACGUCAUCAACAUCAUCGCGCCCUGUGUGCUCAUCUCGUCCGUCGCCAUCCUCAUCUACUUCCUCCCCGCCAAGGCGGGCGGCCAGAAGUGUACUGUCGCCAUCAACGUGCUCCUGGCCCAGACGGUCUUCCUCUUCCUUGUGGCUAAGAAGGUGCCCGAGACCUCCCAGGCAGUGCCCCUCAUCAGCAAGUACCUGACCUUCCUCCUGGCAGUGACGGUCCUCAUUGUCGUGAAUGCUGUGGUCGUGCUCAACGUGUCCUUGCGGUCCCCACACACACACUCCAUGGCCCGCGGGGUCCGCAAGGUGUUCCUGUGGCUCCUGCCCCCGCUGCUGCGGAUGCACGUGCGCCCGCUGGUGCCGGCAGCUCCACUGGAUGCCCGGCCCCGGCUGCAGAACGGCUCCUCCUCGGGGUGGUCAGCGUCAGGCGCGGAAGAGGCGGCCCUCUGCCUGCCUCGCAGUGAACUCCUCUUCCGGCAACGGCAGCGCAAUGGGCUAGUGCGGGCAGCGCUGGAGAAGCUAGAGAAGGGCCCGGGGCCAGGGCAGAGCCAGGACCUGUGUGGCAGCCUGAAGCAGGCCGCCCCGGCUAUCCAGGCCUGCGUGGACGCCUGCACCUUCAUUGCACGCGCCCGACGCCAGCAGAGUCACUUCGACAGUGAGAACGAGGAGUGGUUCCUGGUGGGCCGCGUGCUGGACCGCGUCUGCUUCCUGGCCAUGCUCUCGCUCUUCAUCUGCGGCACUGCUGGCAUCUUCCUCAUGGCACACUACAACCGGGUGCCCGCCCUGCCGUUCCCUGGGGACCCGCGCCCCUAUCUGCCCUCGCCGGCCUGA
Messenger RNA from Pteronotus mesoamericanus, 1560 nucleotides. It is a transcript of the gene CHRNG, whose product is annotated as cholinergic receptor nicotinic gamma subunit. The coding region runs from base 1 to 1560 and encodes 519 amino acids. The record is from RefSeq and is a predicted model, not a curated record. Gene Ontology annotation, molecular function: transmembrane signaling receptor activity; acetylcholine-gated monoatomic cation-selective channel activity. The transcript is spliced from 12 exons. Gene Ontology annotation, biological process: regulation of membrane potential; signal transduction; chemical synaptic transmission. Lineage: Eukaryota; Metazoa; Chordata; Mammalia; Chiroptera; Mormoopidae. Gene Ontology annotation, cellular component: neuron projection; plasma membrane; synapse.